This is a messenger RNA of Adineta ricciae, 1518 nucleotides long. Lineage: Eukaryota; Metazoa; Rotifera; Eurotatoria; Adinetida; Adinetidae. The record is from the annotation of a GenBank genome assembly.
AUGAAAAGCGCGGUUCUAUUGUUUUUAUUAGUCUUUUGUUUCACAAAGUAUGUGACCAUUCAAGCACAAAAUCCAAUUGGUUUGAAAGUAUCCGCAUCUCUACGUGGUUUGUUAUUAGGAGCAGCAGUCGUGGUCAAGUAUCUACAGCCUAAUAUUGAUCAAGGACGAUAUAAUUCUAAUGUUGUGAAAAACUAUCAACUGAUUGUACCCGGAUAUGAGUUAAAACCUGAACAUAUCUGGCUGGACGAAAAUGUCUAUAAUUUCUCGGACGCUGAUUGGCUUCUGGGAGCCACACCGAACACGACAGGAUGGGUGCAACAGAAUGGCAUGCAGUUGCGUGGACAUACAUUAGUCUGGGCGUACGACAUGAGAAUUCCACGUUGGUUAUUAGAUAGGGAAGCGUCCAUAACGCCAGAAAAAGCUAAAACUCUAUUACGUAGUUAUAUUCAUACAGUAGUUGGCCGAUAUCGAGGAAAAAUUCAAUGGUGGGAUGUAAUUAAUGAGCUCAUUUCCAAUUAUAAUAAUACUCGUCCAUUUUAUAUAGCGAAUUCGUUUUGGUAUCGAAAAUUAGGUAUAGAUUACGUUAAAUAUGCGUACAUAUUCGCUCAUGAAGCUGAUCCAGAUGCUAAACUUUACUAUAAUGAUUUCGGAAUUCAACAAGGAGGAUUUAAAGCUGAUCGAGUGUUUGAUCUCAUCGAUUGGUUAAAGUCAGAAAACGUUCCUAUUCAUGGUGUUGGGAUACAAUGGCAUAUAAAGGUUUCCGAAACUGUCACGCCAGGAGAUGCACAUUACCAAACAGCUCAACGAUUUAUUGAUCGGAAUCUCGAUUUAAUGGUGACAGAACUCGAUAUAUCGAUUCCAAUGGUUGAUAGUCAUCCAGUUGAUCCGAAUGACAUUCAAAAACAAGGUCUCGCCUACCGUUCGAUUUUGGACUAUGUCCUUUAUUUCGCUCCACGAACUCCAGCAUUACUUACAUGGGGUUUCACAGAUCGAUAUAGUUGGAUUCCAGCAGCGAAUAAUUAUACCCAAGGUGAAGCUUUGCCAUUGGAUGCUAACUAUCAACCUAAGCCAGCUUAUUGGCAAAUGCAAGAUGAUCUAGCUCGCGUUCUUCUAAAUGGGAUCUAUCGUCUUUCACCCAAAUCACAGCCGAGCACAUGUCUUGGCAUUGCCGAGAAUAGUACAAGAAGUGCAGUGCAACUUUAUACCGGUGCUUGUAAUCAAACCAACCAACAAUGGAAUCUUAUGUGGCUUGGUGAUGGUACUUAUCGCUUUUCUCCACAGAGUGUCAAUAGUAGUGCUCUCAAUGCUUAUAAUGUGACAGCAUCGACUGGCACUGUUCGAAUUUAUGAAUGGAUCGGUAGUUUCGAUCAAGAAUGGGUUAUUAGCUGUCAAGGAAAUGCGACAUAUCGUAUUGGACCACGCAAUGCAUGGCAACGCGUGUUAGCUGUCGAUCAAACAUCUAAUAUUGUAAUUAUGAAUUCCACGAGAGACGAGCGACAACAAUGGAUCAUCCAUUAG